Messenger RNA from Xenia sp. Carnegie-2017, 1065 nucleotides. RefSeq names its product regulator of G-protein signaling 13-like. Bases 212 to 715 code for a protein of 167 amino acids. The record is from RefSeq and is a predicted model, not a curated record. NCBI's taxonomy places the organism in Eukaryota, Metazoa, Cnidaria, Anthozoa, Malacalcyonacea, Xeniidae. The transcript is spliced from 4 exons.
UCAUUUCGUGUCAAAUUAUUACGUUGACCAAUGAAAAUCAUUUUCAAUCAGAGACGAUUGUUGAUAUUUUGCCUCAAACAGCGCAUUUGGUGAGGUUUGUAAAGAAAAAAAUUUCGGCAUCUGCUGUAAUAUAUAGACACGAUAAAGUUCAGUUUCGAGGGAGUCUACGAUAUUUCGAAUUUAAUGUGAAGAAGAAUGAUCUCAUUUCCAGAUGUCUUGUACCCGUGUAAAACGCAUUUCAAGCCAACCUAAACAUCGCUUCUGGAAAAAUUUAUGGACGUUGAACUUUAGUGCAAACAAACAGGUGGCAGCAGGAACAUUCAGACCUACAUCUCUCGAAGCUAGACAAUGGGCGACCAACUUUGACGCUUUACUCGCUGACGAGUACGGACUGUUGAUAUUUGAAGAUUUUUUAAAAAGUCAGCAUUGCUCAGAAAAUCUGAGCUUUUGGUUGGAUGUUGAAAAAUAUAAGAAAUUGAAAGGAGAAAUGAGGAAUUUUGAGGCCAGACGAAUAUACGAAUCCUAUAUUUCCGAUAAGUCUCCGACUGAGAUCAGUAUCGACUCAAGAGCACGUACUUCCGUGGAAGCGCGGAUGGAUCAGCCAAAUAGAGAUACUUUUGAAGAAGCUCAACAACAGAUUUAUUAUUUAAUGAAAAGAGAUUGUUUACCGAGGUUUUUAAAGUCGAAACAGUACCAACAACUGAGAUGUCUUUAAAAACCUAAAUUUUUGAUUGACGCCUUUUCAUUUCAAGAAAUAUGCGUCUGAUGAAGCUCUAUUUUAUAAAGAUUAAAGUCAUGUUUUUUUUUUCUAUCGAUGAUGCGAAAUCUUAGUGAAGGCAUUUGUAACAUGUAUUAUCAUAGAAAAUCACUCCAUAACUUUUAGAUUAAACUUUUUUUCCACCUGGUCUGUCUGGCACGCAGUAAUCAUAAAUUUUUCACGUUUUUAUUUGAAGAUGUAAGGAAAUCAGUCUUAUUGUAAUAAAUAAUAAAUAUAUCUUAACUAACUAAACAAAUUCUAGCGUUGUAUAAAUUUCGUCCAAUAAACCUUUGGAGCUAAAAAUUCAA